CGGCAGUGCUUCGCGCGCAGGACCGGCGCGGCGUUCACUCGGCGGCGCGCCACGGCGCGACAUGCCCAGCUGAUGUUUAUUUAUACCGCGAGCUCGGCGGAGGGCGCGCGCGGGAGGCCCUCCCCUCCGCGGCACCACGGUUCCGCGUGAUGCAGCCGAACGAGCCAGCCGAAACCGCGCACGCCGCCGGCGGAAACCCCCCGCAGCGGGGCCUUAACGGCGGCCGUUUCGAUUUUGACGAUGGCGGUACUUACUGUGGCGGCUGGGAGGACGGCAAGGCCCAUGGCCACGGUGUGUGCACCGGGCCGAAGGGCCAGGGCGCCUACUCCGGCUCCUGGCACUUUGGCUUCGAGGUGUCCGGCGUCUACACCUGGCCCAGCGGCAGUGCAUACGAGGGACAAUGGCAGAACGGCAAGAGACACGGGUUGGGUGUGGAGACGCGGGACAGAUGGCUGUACCGAGGCGAAUGGACGCAGGGUUGCAAGGGCCGCUACGGCGUUCGCCAGAGCACCACCAGCAACGCAAAGUACGAAGGAACCUGGGCUAACGGAUACCAAGACGGAUACGGAUCUGAAACGUACGCUGAUGGAGGAACAUACCAAGGGCAAUGGAUGCGGGGACACCGGCAUGGCUAUGGCGUGCGGACGUCGGCGCCGUUCGGGCUGGCGUCGCAUAACCGCGGAGGCGCGCGUGACCGCGGCUCCCUAUCAUCGCUGGUGGAGGCACUGGGCACGCCAGAUCCCUCUGACCGCCGCAACCUGCGCGUCGACGACGCCCGGGGCGGCUUCGUACUGCAAAAGAGCUCCGACGAGCCGGCCGGCAGGCGGGGCUCUAUCGUCGAGAAAACUAAAAAAGGCUUGUUCCCCAAUUUCCGUAAGCGGCGCAGCACGGGCGAGCUGGACAAGCGCGGUACGGGUUCGGUGCGAUCAGGAGGCUCUGCGGGCUCGGCCUCCUCCUGGGUGUCGUCCGUCGAGAGCUCCCACUCCACCAACACGCGAGGCUCGCACCACACACACUCCAACACCAGCUUCAUCGUAGAGGAUGAGCACUUGGAUCCGAGUGUAACAGAAACGUAUAUGGGCGAAUGGAAGAACGACAAGCGAACUGGUUUCGGCGUGUGCGAGCGAACCGACGGCCUCCGCUACGAGGGAGAGUGGCUCGCCAACAGAAAGUACGGCUACGGCGUGACGACCUUCCGCGACGGCACCAGGGAGGAGGGGAAAUACAAAAACAAUGUGCUCAUCACAAGUCAGAAGCGCAAACACAUGUUCCUCAUGCGGUCGGCGAAGUUCCGGGAACGCGUUGACUCAGCGGUGAACGCGGCGCAGCGCGCCUCCAAAAUAGCUUUACAAAAGGCCGACAUUGCAAUCUCUAGAACGGCUACAGCGCGAGGUAAAGCGGAGCAGGCAGACGAGUCGGCGGAUCAGGCUAAGGAAGACUGUGAUAUAGCACAAACGACUGCAAAGCAAUUCGCACCGGACUUCAAACACCCCGGCUUCGACAGAAUAAGAUUAAGAGACCGAUAUAGACAAAAAACCUAUGAAACGCAAAGUCCCGCACCAGUUUUACAAGAAUCUGAAAAUAUCCUAGAAGGAAAGAGCAUUCCAAAUCAUAUCCCUCCGACGCAUUCACAGCUUCCUCAAGCUAAUAAAAUUCCUAACGCUAUGAACUCGAGAAGACCUUCAACGCAAUAUCCUAAAGCGAUGCCCCCUAUGGACCCACGACUCGCCAAUAGCACUAAUUAUGGCACCGACGACCGAACACUUGGACCUCCUUACGACCCAUAUUAUAACUCAAACAAAGAAAACUGGGGUUCCCCGAGCAACUCGCCGGCUCAAAUUCAAGAUAAACAAAGGCAAUAUAUGACGAAUGAGCCCUCGAGUGGAUACAGCGUGGCUCAGCCGGGAGGUCCACAACCUUCUUCUAUAGCAUAUCGCAGACGGGAUUCCUUGCAACCACAACAAAGUGUAGACCAAACAUCUCAGCAAUAUCCCAACCAGGGAAGAAGACCAUCUGUUAGGCCAACGAUGAACCAGCGAGCUCCACCUCAGGAAUGGAACCCGACUCAUGGAAUUAUCCGACGUCAAAGUAUACUCGCCCAACCCACAAAUGACCCACAAAGCAAUACCUACGUCGAUCCCGGUACGGCAUCCUACGGCCGAAAUGAGCUUCGUACCGGAGUUUUUCAUUCAGAUGGAACACACGAACAUCAACGACCCGCUGUCGACGCUCAAGGUCACCGUCAGGGUCCCGAUACUCAGGUCUAUCAGCAAGGAUCGCUCGACCAACAAGGAUACAGGCAAAGCGAUCAACAGACGUAUCGCCAGCCGAUGUCUGAUCACCAACAAUAUCGACAGCAAAACUUGCCUCCGGAACAAGACAUCGUGAACGGAGAACGCGAACCCCGUCCGUUUACCGCACGCCCCUCUAUAGAUUACUUCGACCACUACAAGAGACCUCCCAGUAGAGAUUCGAGCGUGGACCGGUACGGCAGACGGUCACGUCAGCCAUCUGUGGAGGCCGCGCCGCCCGGCGGCGGGUCCCGCUCCGGGUCGAUAGCUCCGCAACCGCUGUCAUCGUCGCGACCACCCUCACGUGCGGCGACUCCCGCAGGCAACGGCCAUUUGGCAUCCGGUCGCGGUUCCCGAGCGGCAUCGAGAGAGCCCCAAGGAUUCGAGGACUCGCUAUUGCGCAAGCGAACGCUGGGACAAGAAAUAACACCAUCACCUUAUCAACCGAAACGGACUGAAAGUUUAUACGUGGCGCAAAACGCUACUCCUCCCCCUCCCGCACCAAUGGCCGGAGGAGGUGGAGGUCGCAAGAUGUUGAGCACGCCACAGACGCUGCAGCGCAAGAAGUCGCUGCCGGAUGUUGCGGCACUGCCGCGGGCGGACGGCGGUAUGUCGCGGGAGGAGGUCUCCGCACUCGGCUCGGCGCGCCGCGAGGAGGUGCGCCGAAUGCACGAGGAGACAGAGAAACUCAGAGCUAACCCUCUAUUGUAUUUAGUCAGUCCGCAAGUCAAGGACUGGUUCUCGCGACAGCAGCUGGUAAUCUUAGUAUUGUUCAUAAACAUCUCGCUGGGUAUUAUGUUCUUCAAGCUGCUGACGUAGCGGUGGCGAGAGGCGCAGCCGCGCCCCCAUCUUGCAUCGCAACGCCUCUUUUGUACAUAUUUCCCUUGAAUAAAAA
Molecule: messenger RNA, 3186 nt
Organism: Papilio machaon (common yellow swallowtail)
Lineage: Eukaryota; Metazoa; Arthropoda; Insecta; Lepidoptera; Papilionidae
Product: junctophilin-1
Exons: 8
Coding region: 150-3110 (986 amino acids)
Cellular component (GO): junctional membrane complex; endoplasmic reticulum membrane; plasma membrane
Source: RefSeq, a predicted model, not a curated record